Messenger RNA from Camelina sativa (false flax), 547 nucleotides. The record is from RefSeq and is a predicted model, not a curated record. Lineage: Eukaryota; Viridiplantae; Streptophyta; Magnoliopsida; Brassicales; Brassicaceae.
UAUAUUCAGCUUUGGGGUCACCUUACUCGAGAUUGUAACAGGGGAAAGAAACCUGGAUUAUUGCAAUACCCACAAGGGAGACAGUCUUAUGGAUAAGGCAUGGAGAUAUUGGAACGAAGGGAACUCUCUUGGUCUCGUGGACUACAAUUACCUGGAUCCGUCCCUAGUGGAAGAAGAGGUUCUGAGAUCGAUACAGGUUGGUCUCCUGUGUGUUCAACCACUUGUAGAGGACAGACCGAGCACAAAUUCCGUCGUGUUGAUGCUCCAAAGCCCACAAACCGAAAUCCCCAAACCAAAAGUCCCCGACUACUUCUAUGGUAGGAUCCUCCGCGGUGAGCCCCCGUCAAUGCCGUCAUCUUCUUUAGGCGGACAAACCAGCGUGAACUAUGCCACUACUUCAAGGAUGAGUGCGCGGUGAUGUGUAAUCAUCUUAUAGCGUCUUCUUUAUUAUGGUUUGCUUUUUCUUAGGAUCGACUAUGUGAUAUAUGCUUGUUUGUCUGCGUUUAAAUCCGACUGUGACUUGUAAUAUUAUUGGACGAAUUGUUUU